Messenger RNA from Cadophora gregata, 1639 nucleotides. RefSeq lists its product as uncharacterized. Gene Ontology annotation, molecular function: zinc ion binding; aldehyde-lyase activity. The transcript has 3 exons. Gene Ontology annotation, biological process: carbohydrate metabolic process. Lineage: Eukaryota; Fungi; Ascomycota; Leotiomycetes; Helotiales; Ploettnerulaceae. The record is from RefSeq and is a predicted model, not a curated record. Bases 113 to 970 code for a protein of 285 amino acids.
ACAGCCUGAAUGUGAAAGCCUCAGACUUUCCAUUACAUCAAUUCUAGCUUUUAAUCUUGUUGAAUUCUCUUCGUGAACCCAUAUUCUAGACUGUUACUCUUAAGCAAAGAAAAUGGCGUCAAUGAAGGACAACAAAGCUGUGAAGAUGCUGAAGGCUGCGGAGGAGGGUGGUUAUGGAGUUAUUGGUGUAGUAUCAUAUAAUCUUGAAACCAUCACAGCCGUCGUCCGCGCCGCCGAGAAGAAACGCUCACCAGCACAAAUACUCCUCUUCCCCUGGGCUCUCCACUACUCACCUCUCCUCAUCCACCUCGCCGCUGCUGCUUGCGCGACUGCCAAAGUUCCCAUAGUACUGCACAUGGAUCACGCCCAAUCAGAAGAGGAGAUCAUCGCCGCUUCGGAAUACCCCUUCGACAGCAUCAUGGUGGACAUGUCGCAUUACGAAAAGGAGGACAAUCUCGAGAAGACGGAGCGUAUCACUAAGAUGCUGCAUGCGAAGGGUAUCGCUACCGAAGCUGAACCCGGAAGAAUUAAUGGUGGGGAGGAUGGGGUGGCGGAUACCGGGGAUUUGGAGGGUUUGUUGACGGAUGAGGUUGAGGCGAAGAGGUUUGUGGAUACAGGUAUUGAUUUCUUGGCGCCGGCUUUUGGGAAUGUUCAUGGUAAUUAUGGGGGUGUAGAGAAUAUCAAGCUGGACUUUGAGAGACUCGACAAGAUUCGUGAGGCAAUCAAAGGAAAAGCAACACUAGUACUCCACGGAACGAAUACCUUCCCAGACGACACGAUGCGAGGGUGUAUCAAGGGUGGGAUGACCAGAUGUAAUGUGAACGAACUAGUCCUGUCGAAGUACAACAAGUACGUUGCAGAGAAUACAGGCAAAGUACCGCUGACAGAAUUGAUUGGCAAGGGGACGGACCUGAUUCAAGAAUUGAUUGAGUACCAGAUGGAUGUUAUGGGAUCGACGGGGAAGGCAUGAAUACUUGAGCUGGCAAAUAAUUACAAGAAAGUGUUUAUGUAAGCCAGAGGUUUGCGCAACACCGUCUCUGACGGGCAUUAUCAUUACCGCCUCUGGCAAACAAAUGUACCAUGUAUGGAACCUGAUCAUGCAAGCAGCGUCAAUUCUGGACAUUUGCAAACAAAGGCAUCGCAAACAAACCUAGACUUUGGAAUAAGCAGAAUUAUUCCACUGAUACCUCAAACUCAGCUCUGGAGACCCAUCAUCAAACCCAAGAUGAUCCUUGCCUUCCAAAAUCCGGCUAAAAAUUCCCCAGGACCAAAAAAAUAAUAAAAUCCAGAAAACGGCAAAAACAUGACAUGGGGACUCCCAUCCAGGAUACUGCGCUCAAAGGAGAAAUGAGAGGGCAAUCAUUGUGCUCGAAAUGCUAGGACAGCUUGAAAUAUCGAGGACAAGUGUUCUAGCUGUUACGUUUCAAUUUGCGAUCAAAUCGUAAGCAAGCUUAACAAAUUCGAAUCAAAACAACAAAAAAGGUCGAUGAGUUCAGUCUGAGAGAACACAAAAACGAAAAGGAAAGUAAGUAAUAUUAGACCCUUGCUGAAAGAUGAUGGUGGAUCUCCCAGCUUGAGUUCCAGCAUAACUUUUUUUCUUUCCACCUGGGGUUAGUACAAUACAUAGAGUCAUCUUAGC